CUAGCUAACAAUGCAGCACAAUAACCAAGGCAGCCGGCUAUCUAAGAGCUUCCAUGAAGUGAGAGCAAAGGAGGUGGCAGAGAAUAGUUGGGGUGACAUGCUGUGGACCUUCUACAUAUCCAGCUCCCGGGUAUGAGAUCACAAAUGAGAGAAUGACGUCAGAGGUUGAGGAAGAAAUCCGGCUUCUUAGUGGAGGGGUGUCUGAGCCACUGGUCAUUCAGGAGCUUCUGGAGAGAUUGCGGGAACUUGAGGCUGAAAACUCCACUCUUGCCCAAGCCAAUGAAACCCAGCGGGAAACAUAUGAGCGUUGCCUCGAUGAGGUUGCAAACCACGUUGUUCAAGCACUUUUAAAUCAGAAGGAUCUCCGGGAAGAAUGUAUUAAGUUGAAAAAAAGGGUGUUUGACCUUGAGCGUCAGAACAGAGCAUUAAAUGACCUUUUUCAUCAGAGGCUGCAGCGCUCCUCCGGUUCAUCCCCUGAGCUCCAUCCACUGCAGGCUCUGUCUGACCCUCAAGGUGGUGAUCUAGAAAGGGUUUCAGUUUCCCUUCCACUGGGACAAUGUGCUGUACAGAGAGAGGAAAAACAUCGCUCUGGGCGAGCCCAGACAUCGUGUCGGCCUCUGGAUGCAAUGUCCCCAUUCCUCAGGAAAAAGGCUCAAAUCUUGGAAGUCCUACGGAGGCUAGAGGCCACAGGAUCUCAGUCUGGAUCAACCUGCACUGCUCCACCAAUGUUCCUUGGGGGGUUUCCAUCAACUAGUGGGAAUGGCUUACGCGUUAGACCAGAGCAAAACUUGGACUAUGUGAAUGGUGAGGGCCUGACUCCUCCAGAACAUGGUGGAGAUGAACCUUGGGCCUCCUGCCUACUUCUGGCCCAGAAUGGCUGGGAGGAGUUGCUCAAGUGGAAGCCAAUACAGCGGGAGCCACCAGCAGGUAGCCCUGGGGAGGGAGGAGGAGAACACCUUGGUUUUGGAGCAGGAGAGGACACACAGCAGACAGCACGGCAGGCUGAGGGUAGUUCUUCAUCUUCAGAUGAGGAUAUUGGGGAACCACCUCCUCCACCAAGUGAAAUUAGGCAGCAUUUGCCAUUAACAGACUUAACAAAGGGCUUGGCACCUUGUAUGUGCUCCCGUGGAGCAGGUGAUAAAAGGGGCCCUGUUGAGGGCCACUCUGAUGGAACUGGUUUCAAUAGGGGACACAUUGGGCAUCUUCAUUCAUUAACAUGUUAUAGUAGAAAUCUUCAUAAUAUGGUAGAAAUUCAGAAUAUUUCAGUGACCACACCAGCAGUUACAGAGAGAGCAGACUCUGUGUCUUGUUCUCCAGGGAAACAAUUGGUUUUAGAAAGUGGCUCUGAUGCCCCUGCUUCUCCUUGUCCUCCUUCUCCUGAUGGCCCUGCCAGCCUACCAAGAGAUACAAGUGGGUUAACCCCCAAGAGUGUAGCCCAUGAGCUACAAGAUGAUUAUUCUCACUCUUCAUUAGUGGUUUCUAAUCUCUCCUGUCCUGACCCGCAUGAUGCACUUAUUCCUUUGUCUGAGCCACGGACACCUCAAAUUCCAUCUCCAGCAAAAUUUCUCAAGUUUUUGAAGAUGCCAAGCUCAGGAGAUAAGUUACAGAGUCCAAACUCUCUGAGGCUCAGCCCUCAACUCACUCAAACCUCCAAAAUUCCUUGUCGGAGCAAUAAUUAUGAAGUAUUUCCCUCUCCACGUCUCGGUAGAAAAGCAGCGGAGGAGUUACCUGGACCAGAAGCAGACACUGCUCCACCUUCUCCUUCUGACUUAAUACAUUCUGACACUAAUAGGCAAGGACAAAGUGAAAGGUCUAACAACUUAAUAAUAAGACCUGGAGUUCCGUGUUGUACCAAAAAGUCACAUGACUAUGAAAAUAUUCCUGCUAAAAAUUCAGAGCUUCCCACCAGCAGUCAAACUGUUGAUGAUUUGGAGGAUUCUCCCAAACAGGUUGGGGCAGUGUGCUCAUCUAGUUGUUCCCCUGCAAUUUAUGUUCAUUCCCAAAUAAAUUGUUCUGCGGACCAUCACAGUCAGAUGAGUACACCUUUCAUUAGAAAGCAUGUAACUUCCAGAAAACCUCCAGAGUCUACUGGACAUAUCCCAUUUAAAGAAAGAAUAGGAAAGCUAAGGGGCACAGAUAACCAACAAACUGAGAUCACAGCUGCAGGGACAGAAAAUAUUAGAGUGACAACUGAUGGCCCUGACCUUCGCCCAUCUAUGAAAAGAUCCCUGGGUGUGAGUAGUUUAAGGACUCCUGAGCCUGGGUCCACUGAGAGUUACCCUCCAAGGUACCAUGGCCAAAAAUCGGACUCUGCUAGGACACGGCAGCCUACCUCAAACUGUCCACCAGGCUCUCCUCAUGGUCCACGUAAUCCACCACGAGCACCAACUGUCCCUAGCAAAUCUCCCCGUAGCCCUCAUAGCAGCCCAACAAAACUACCUGCUAAGUCUCCAAGUAAGGCAACUGCAAAACCUCUUGUAUCACGACCACUAAGUGAAGAGCUGAGACCAAGUCCUCGUCAACCCAUACUAUCUGAGGACAAACAGAGGUUGCAAUCUGCUGGCACAGGAAAGAAAAAUGGCACAUGCCAAGAGUAUGCCUGUCCUCGCAGUGCAGGCCCACCAGGUACAGAAAGUCUUCCACUAAGUGUCCUGCACUCUGCCAUUGAAGAAAAAGUGAUGAAGGGCAUUAAAGAGAACAUGUUAAGGUUGCAGGAACAACAUCGUACACCAGCCCCUGAUCCAAAGCAACGCAAUUCCAGUGGUAUUGCAAGCUGGUUUGGCUUAAAGAAAAGUAAGCUCCCUGCUCUUAGCCGUAGGCCUGAGACUGGACGUGUGAAAGAGGAAAAGAGGGAGAGAGCUGCAAGUGGCUCCCCUCGGACUAGGGACGGGAAAGGAGAGAGCCUGAAUAUUUCCAUGUUGAUGGAAAAAGCGGAGGAUCUGCGGAAAGCUCUUCAAGAGGAAAGGGCCUACAUUAAUGGUCUCGCUCAUGACAAGAAUCGCACAGCUGUGUCUGUAGAUCAGACACAGACUACAAGACCCCUGACUGCUGACAACUUUAUGCAACAGCUCUUGAAUCGGGUGGAUGGCAAGGAUCCUCCUUUAGAAGGGCGUCUAGAAGGGAAGGCACCACCUCUACGGGACUUUCCUAGGUUAUCCCCGGAGAACAAGGAGGCUCGUCCAUUUCGCCCCCCGAGGAAUGGGAUAGUCACACAUGUACAGCGCUUUGAGCAGAAGAGUAUGGACCAGAACAGAGAAGUGGUUCUCCCUUCUGAUGAACGAAUUUCUGAAUCUAUUGCUACCCAGCACUUUGCAGCUUGUGACUCGCUCACUCGAACUCUGGACAGUGGCAUUGGAACAUUUCCACCACCAGAUUACUGUGGAGGGACUCCAAACAAAAGCACCCCAAAGUUAAAACCUAAGCUGGACUCCCCAUCCGUCCUUCCAGUAGGAAGGUUUUCUGCUUUUCCCAAGGUACCCAGAAGAGCAAGGACUUUGGAGAGGGACAUGAGAGGUGUGGAAGAGAUGUUGCAAUCUGGACAGCACCAGAGCGUUCCAGCAUUUCAUGCAUUAUUGGAACCAGAGCCUACUAUAGGUCAUCGGGUGUAUAGAGAAGAUUCCAAUAGGGAUCGCAAUCUGCCCCAACAAGGCAAAAACUGGACCUUUCCUAAUGCCAAGGUCAGCACUGGCUCUGCAGAGAACUUCAGGUCCAGAGCACAUGAGCUGGUAGAGAUCCCUUCAGAAGGUGACAGGGACUGUGACAUGUCUGGUUAUCCACAUCCUUCCCUCUGUUUCCCGGGCAGCGUGAGCAGCCGUACCCCGAGCACCUCUGAAGUUGGAGAUGAGGGUACAAGUGAAGCCAAAUCUCGAGAAAAUGAGCAGGGCCAGACUGGACUGGAGAACUCUGAAUCCUUGAGUGACUCAUUAUAUGACAGCCUAUCAUCCUGUGGUAGCCAAGGCUAAUAGAACAUUCCUACAUCCCCUUAAUGUUUCAUGCUACCGGACACCCUUACCAACUCUGCAGAAGUAGAUGGACAGUGCCGGUUGCUUGUGGGUGCUAUUCUAUGUGGAGUCCUUGUCCUUUACAUGACCUUGUUGGUUGCUCCUCUAGAAUGACCUUAACUUCUCCACUUGAGCCUCAAAAAUCCCAAGUAUUAGCAACAUACUAGUCUUUGAUGCCUAUGACUGUACAGGUAAAGGUCAUCAAAUACUGCAGAACUGUUGCCUCAUUCUCUGCCUCAUUCUCUCCCUGGCUGUGGAGGGUCCUAAACUUGCUCUUCCUCAAAGUUGCUACUCUUCUUUGUAGAUUGCAAUUGUUCUUAUAUUUUGUUUUAUUUGUCUUCUGUGGGCUGCCCCUUUACUAUGCAUCUAUACCACCAGCGAUUUAAUGUCCUUCACAGCAGGAAGACUGGUGAGGGGGAACUCACAGGUUACGAAAAUACCUCACAUCCCUGUCUCACUGAUCAAUAUUCUAGCAAUGUGUUUAAUGCACUGAUCCAGAAGCAGAAUACCAACUCUUAUAUCUUUUCCUUUUUAUCAGGGAUAAAGUUGUUGUUGUUUUUUUUUUUUUUUGGGGGGUUGGGGGGGGGGGAGUCCAUUUAUUUCACCUGCAUAUCUGGAAGUCUUUGUAAUAAAGGAGUAUUGACUAGUUUGACUAGAUGUGACCUUUCCAUCAGUGGCCCCUUGAUGUAUUUUUUUUCCUUUUGAUUUUAUUUUGGUUUAUACUUGUGCUGUUUUAUAUAAAUAUAUAUAUUUUUAUUUGUAAAAUGUUUAGUUUUACUAUCUGUUUUCAUGCGUUGUGGUGUUUUUGUUUUUAUUUCAUUGCUCUUAAGAUGGUGCUAACCAGGAAAAAUAAUCUUUGUUGGGUUUCUCCCUCUAUUCCUUUUUUUAUUAUGUUUUUGUUUUUGUAUUAUUGUUUUAUACCGGUCUCUCAUUUUUCUCUUAUUUAUAUAAGUUAUUGUGACUGUUUUUUCUGCCUCACUUUCUUUUAAGCUAAAAA
Molecule: messenger RNA, 4998 nt
Organism: Pseudophryne corroboree (corroboree frog)
Lineage: Eukaryota; Metazoa; Chordata; Amphibia; Anura; Myobatrachidae
Gene: NCKAP5L
Product: NCK associated protein 5 like
Exons: 13
Coding region: 153-3962 (1269 amino acids)
Biological process (GO): microtubule bundle formation; microtubule depolymerization
Cellular component (GO): microtubule plus-end
Source: RefSeq, a predicted model, not a curated record